Messenger RNA from Trachymyrmex septentrionalis, 1120 nucleotides. RefSeq lists its product as uncharacterized. Bases 179 to 1120 code for a protein of 313 amino acids. Gene Ontology annotation, molecular function: protein binding. NCBI's taxonomy places the organism in Eukaryota, Metazoa, Arthropoda, Insecta, Hymenoptera, Formicidae. The transcript has 4 exons. The record is from RefSeq and is a predicted model, not a curated record.
AGGAGGUAUGUAUGAAGAGGAGAAAGAGAGAGAGAUGAUUAAGAAACAGUUAAGAAAGCUGUCAGAGUGAAGUUCUCAAGGCUGUUAAAAGUAGAGCGAAAAGUUCGAUUGUUCGUUAAUCCUAUUCUUGAUACGUGAGUUAAUUUCUAAUAAAUUCUCUGUGAGACAAAUUAUACCGAUGGACGACGUUGCGGAUUCGCGAGGGCGAGAGGCGGUGCUACCCGAUCACAGUGGUAUCAGCGGUAGUGUUGCGUGCUGUAAUGUAAACAUGACGUCGAUAGACUCGGGAGUGGAAACCGGGAAUGAUUCGAACGACAGCUCGAUCGUCCAGCAGGAGGGUCAGCAACAGCAGGUCGUCGCUAGUCAGGUCAUCAGUAACGGCGUCACGGCCGUCGAUGCUAAUUCCAUUGGAGAGUUUCCCCUGGACUUGUACGAUUGGCCCGCUGUAUUACAUCCUCUGUUUGUUCCCGAUGAAAGCAGACGGACCUCACCCGAGGUCACUGUGAUGUUGCAAAGGAAUAGGCUACUUAAAAUCAAUGCCGAGACCUUAGAAAUAAUACGCAAUAAACACAAGAUUAGUGAAUUAUCAACACCCUCUGAUCUAUACCGUCCUAAAAUAAGAGUGCGUGUCCUUCGUACAUGGCGUAAAAAUACGAAUACCCAAGCUGUAGCCUGGAAUGAUUGGGGUUAUACAGAAAUAGUUCGUUUAUUACUAGAAAACGGUGCAGAUCCGAAUCAGCGUGAUUGUAUAGGAAAUACGCCGUUGCAUCUAGCCACGGUUAACAGCAAACUAUCGGUAGUGACACUGCUCUUAACAGCUGGUACUGACGUUCUCGCAUUAGAUUCGUAUGGUUAUAAUCCACUGCAACUAGCGAAAACGAAAUUAAGAAUGUUACAACGAAACUGUAAUAAUGAGGAUAUGCUUGAGAUCAAGGAAGAGAUGCAUAAUGUAAUUAAUAUGUUGAUGGCAUAUCUACAAAAGCAAAAGAAUAUGCGAGAACAGGUAGAAACGUUGAGCAAUUUUUGCUCACGUCUUUCCUUAUCUAAUACCUCAGAUCAGGUUCAGGAUAAUGUUAAAGAUUUACUGGCAAACAUAAAUGCUCUUAGUAUAACUGAUUAG